Carlito syrichta (Philippine tarsier) is the source of this 264-nucleotide messenger RNA. RefSeq names its product tetratricopeptide repeat protein 12-like. The annotation marks the transcript as partial. The record is from RefSeq and is a predicted model, not a curated record. NCBI's taxonomy places the organism in Eukaryota, Metazoa, Chordata, Mammalia, Primates, Tarsiidae. The transcript has 3 exons.
CCAAUUUAAUUCAAGAGAUGAAUUCUGAUGACCCAGUUGUGCAGCAGAAAGCUGUCCUGAAGACAGAAAAGAAACUGCUGCUUAUGGAGGAAGAUCAAGAGGACGAUGAAUGCAGGACCACCUUGAACAAGACGAUGAUCAGUCCUCCACAAGCUACUGUGAAGAGUGCAGAAGAAAUAAACUCAGAGGCCUUCUUGGCAUCUGUGGAGAAGGAUGCGAAGGAACGAGCCAAGAGAAGAAGGGAAAACAGAGUCUUAGCAGAUG